This is a messenger RNA of Telopea speciosissima, 2404 nucleotides long. Its product is annotated as putative pentatricopeptide repeat-containing protein At3g23330. Lineage: Eukaryota; Viridiplantae; Streptophyta; Magnoliopsida; Proteales; Proteaceae. The record is from RefSeq and is a predicted model, not a curated record. Gene Ontology annotation, molecular function: RNA binding; zinc ion binding; protein binding. Bases 32 to 2347 code for a protein of 771 amino acids. The transcript has a single exon. Gene Ontology annotation, biological process: RNA modification.
UGCUGGAAAAUGUAAGGGACAACGGUCUUCGAUGAGUUCUAACACGACGCUACUCAAGUUCCUGCUUCAGAACCCCUCCUCUAUCAAAUCGAAAUCGCAAGCGAAACAACUCCAUGCCCAGAUCAUCAAGAGUAAAGGAAUUCAUUCGUCUCUCAUGGAUACUAUCAUUUCUAUCUACUCAAAUCUGGGCCUUCUACAGGACACCCUCCUGAUCUUCAACCUGCUUCCCUCACCUUCUAUUGUUGCUUGGAAGUCUAUCAUUAGGUGCUAUACUUCUCAUGGGCUUUUCCUUCAAUCUCUGCUCUCUUUCGUCGAUAUGAGAUCUUCGGGCAAGUGCCCAGAUCACAACAUCUUCCCUUCUCUUCUCAAAUCCUGUGCCUCCUUGAUGAAUUUGAAGCUGGGCGAAUCAAUUCAUGGCUGUAUCAUUCGUCUUGGUUUGGAUUUUGAUCUUUACACCGGCAAUGCGCUAAUGAACAUGUACUGCAAGCUGCAGAGCCUUGGCGAAGUUGGUGCACCCAAAUCUCAAGCUGCGUUAUCUUAUAAGAUUCUCGAAAGAAGUUGUGGUAAUUCAAUCAAUUUUAAUAAGCCCAUCAGUGGAACUUGUGAUGGGACGAGGAAAGUGAUUGUGGAGCAGAGUUCUCAUAUAAAAAAUUCUGAAUUGAUUUACGAGUUCAAUAAAAAGAAUGUGGGUGUUGUUGAUACUAAGGUUAUUUUAGUUCCAACAAAAACAACUGGACUUCCUCAAAGAAGUAAGAACGAGGAAACAGCUUUUAUGAAGAGUGUGCGGAAAGUGUUUGAUGGGAUGCCCAAGAGGGAUGUCGUCUCCUGGAAUACUGUAAUUGCUGGACUUGCACAGAAUGGGAUCUAUGAAGAAGCUUUAAUGAUGGUUACGAAGAUGGGAGAUACUGGUUUGAAACCCGACUCCUUCACUUUAUCUAGUGUCCUUCCUAUAUUUGCUGAAUACGUAGAUGUUUCUAAAGGAAAGGAGAUCCAUGGCUAUGCCCUAAGACAGGGGUUGGAUACAGAUGUUUUCAUUGGAAGUAGCUUGAUUGACAUGUAUGCUAAGUGCACUAGGGUGGAAAAUUCGCGUUGGGUGUUUUUUCUUUUACCACAACGUGAUGCGAUCUCAUGGAAUUCUGUCAUAGCAGGAUGUGUUCAGAAUGGAUUGUUUGAUGAAGGACUCCAGUUGUUUCGUCAUAUGUUGAUGGCCAAUAUAAAACCUCGGCAUGUCACCUUCUCAAGUAUCAUGCCUGCUUGUGCUCACUUGACAACUCUACAUCUGGGGAAGCAGCUCCAUGGGUACAUAAUUAGGAGUUGGUUUGAUGAUAAUCUGUUUAUUGGUAGCUCUCUCGUGGAUAUGUAUGCCAAAUGCGGUAACAUACGCAGCGCUCGUUGGAUCUUUGAUAAGAUGGAAUCACCUGAUAUGGUAUCAUGGACAGCCAUGAUCAUGGGAUACGCUUUGCAUGGGUGUGCCCAUGAUUCCCUCUCCUUGUUCCAGCAGAUGGAGAUGGAGAGUGUAAGACCCAAUUAUGUUGCAUUUGUGGCUGUUUUAACUGCUUGUAGUCAUGGCGGAUUGAUAGAUAAAGCUUUGAUUCUUUUUAACAGUAUGAUACAAGAUUAUAGCAUUUCUCCAGGAAUAGAGCACUAUGCUGCUGUUGCAGACCUCCUUGGGCGGGCAGGAAGGUUGGAGGAAGCCUAUGAAUUCAUCUCUAACAUGCAUAUAGAACCAACAGGGAGUGUUUGGGCAACUUUGCUGGCUGCUUGUAGAGUCCACAAGAAAGUUGAACUGGCAGAAAAGGUGGCCUCCAAAAUAUUUGAGCUUGACCCGCAGAACAUGGGUUCCUACGUUCUUAUGUCAAACAUAUAUGCUGCUGCCGGCAGAUGGAAUGAUGCAGCGAAACUGAGGAUAACUAUGAAAGGUAAGGGGAUGAAAAAGAAACCAGCCUGCAGCUGGAUAGAAGUCAAGAACAAGCUACAUGCUUUCGUGGCUGGAGACAAUUCUCACCCAUAUUACGAUAGGAUAAAUGAAGCUCUGAAAGUUCUGUUGGAGCAAAUGGAGCGAGAAGGGUAUGUUCCCAACACAGAUGAUGUACUUCAUGAUGUUGAAGAGGAGCAAAAGAGAUACAUAUUGUGUAGCCAUAGUGAGAGGCUUGCUAUAGGAUUUGGUAUCAUAAGCACCCCUCCUGGAACAACUAUCCGAGUCACAAAAAACCUUCGAGUCUGCGUGGAUUGCCACACGGCAACAAAGUUUAUAUCAAAGAUUGUUGGGAGAGAGAUAGUUGUGAGGGAUGUUUCCCGAUUUCACCACUUCAAAGAUGGGAAGUGUUCCUGUAGCGACUACUGGUGAAUCAGGAAAGUGAAAUCAUAAGUGUUGAAACCUGAUGCUUCAUCAUUAAGCUCAAAC